This is a messenger RNA of Zasmidium cellare ATCC 36951, 474 nucleotides long. RefSeq lists its product as uncharacterized. The transcript is spliced from 2 exons. The record is from RefSeq and is a predicted model, not a curated record. NCBI's taxonomy places the organism in Eukaryota, Fungi, Ascomycota, Dothideomycetes, Mycosphaerellales, Mycosphaerellaceae. Bases 1 to 474 code for a protein of 157 amino acids.
AUGUACAACACCAACACAAAUCCCAUCCUCUCCAUCGACGUCUCAAUCUCACCUGCCGCCACCUUAAACGGCCAAGAAGUCAACGUAACGAUAAACAGCAAGCUUCCGAAGUUCAACCUCAUCAACAAUGCAUCUUCGAUAUACAACGCCAAACAGUCACUAUCGUCCGGGCUUCAGACGCCACGACACUCGCUCAAACGACGACGCACCGACGACGAUCUGCAACGAGAUAGGCGAAGCAAAGACGAGAGUGUGGAUUUCUGUCUCGCCGGCGUGAAUACGAGGACUCACUUCCGGAUCAGGCGGAGCGAUCCAUUCUGGCGGAGUCUUGAUGCUUUUGCAGAACGGAAAGGCAAGAAGGCCGGACAUUUGAGUCUCUUCUAUGAAGGGGAGUGGGUUUCGAGGAUUAGUACGCCGGAUGAUCUUGGUUUGUUCAACGGCGAGUGCCUCCAUGUUUACGAGAUGAUCCCGUAG